This is a messenger RNA of Fonsecaea nubica, 1374 nucleotides long. RefSeq lists its product as hypothetical. Gene Ontology annotation, molecular function: succinate-semialdehyde dehydrogenase (NAD+) activity. The coding region runs from base 1 to 1374 and encodes 457 amino acids. NCBI's taxonomy places the organism in Eukaryota, Fungi, Ascomycota, Eurotiomycetes, Chaetothyriales, Herpotrichiellaceae. The record is from RefSeq and is a predicted model, not a curated record. The transcript is spliced from 5 exons.
AUGUAUCUCCAGAGAUCGCCUUCCGGGGCUGCCGUGGUGCCUAAUGUUAUUGGAGGCAAGGUCGUGUCUCUGCCCGAAACUCAGAACUUCCCUGUCAUUCAAGGUUCAACUGGGGACACGAUCCAUUACGCCCAGAGCGCAACCGUCGAUGUCGGAGUUCAUGCCGUCGAGACUGCUGCUGAGGUCUUUAAGACAUGGAGGAAGACUCCACUCUCGCAACGGCGGGCAGUGUUGAACAAAGCGGCUGACAUCUUGGAGACAAAGGUCGAAGAGUUGGCCAAAAGAGAGAUUCCAGAGACCAGUUGUGAUGCGCACUGGCCAGGGUUUGAGGUAAUCUUUGCGUCAAAAUUUGUGAGAGAGACCUCUGCCAAUGUUUCGACCGUGUGCGGGAGCAUACCGGACUCUGAGGUUCCGGGAACGACUUCAUUGGUGUUUCGAGAGCCCGUUGGUGUCGUUCUUACCAUCAUACCAUGGAAUGCUCCAACCAUUCUAGCCUUCCGUGGCAUCGCUGCUGCUCUCGCAGCAGGCUGCACGGUGGUCUUCAAAGCUUCCGAACUAUGCCCGUGGACUCACCAACUGGUUCUUGAAGUCUUCGCGGAAGCAGGACUUCCAGCCGGGGCACUGAACAAGAUUCAAUGCUCCCGUUCUGAAGGUCCUGCUGUCACCGAAGCCAUCAUCAGCCAUCCGGCUCUGAGAAAGGUCGAAUUCAUCGGCAGUGCCGCAGUCGGGCGAAUUAUAGGCACCGUGGCAGCCAAGCAUCUGAAGCCUGUCUUGAUGGAGCUGGGAGAUCAAAGCCCAGUGAUUGUCCUGGAGGACGCAGAUUUGCAAACUGCUGCAGAGAAUUGUGUUCGAGCUACCUUUGCCCAUCACGGUCAGAUCUGUUUCGGUACUGAGCGAAUCAUUGUCCAUGAGAAAGUGGCCCAGGACUUCUCCCGGUUACUUGUCGAAGCCACAAAAGCUCUGCCCUCGGCUGGCCACGCCAUCACGGUAGAAGGGGCAGAACGGUCUCAGGACAUCAUCGAAGAGGCUCCUUCUAUCUUGAUGGAUGUGAAUCCCAAAUCUCGGCUCUCGCGCGAAGAGUCGUUCGCUCCGUCUGCGAGUUUGUAUGUGGUCAAGAGUGACGAGGAAGCCUUGGCCCUGGCGAAUGACACCCCGUAUGGUCUAUCUGCAUCGGUCUUUACGAGAAACCAUGCCAAAGGUCUGGCUCUGGCACGAGACCUAGAGUUUGGACAGGUCCAGAUCAACUCGCACACCAUGUCUGUCAACGUCGCCGCGCCACAGACGGGAUUCAAGGGAAGUGGAUGGGGAAGCAAUGGUGCUGCAUAUGGGAUUGGGGAAUUCUUGUUUAGCAAGCAUGUUUCGCUGACUGCGUGA